UCGAAAUCAGCUGAUUGUUGUGUCAAUUCUGAAAAAUAUUUUUAAAUUGGCUGGAAGGAACUGCAAAAGCAAAAGGAAAAGCAAGCAGAAUGGCGAGUGAAAUGGCCCAUCGGAUGAAGGCGAUCAAGUGCCCCACGGACGAGCUGUCGCUGACGAACAAGGCGAUUGUGAACGGGGCCGAUUUCACGGAGGAGGUCAAAUAUGUGGACAUCUCGCCGGGACCGGGGCUGCACUACAUCUUUGCGCUGGAGAAGAUCAGCGGGGCGGAGCUGCCGCUCGGCUACGUGGGUUUCUCCCUCGUCCAGCGUAAGUGGGCCACGCUCUCGAUCAACCAGGAAAUAGACGUGCGUCCCUACCGAUUCGACGCCAGCGCCGACAUCAUAACACUCGUGUCCUUCGAGACGGACUUCCUCCAGAAGAAGACCACCACGCAGGAGCCCUACGACUCGGACGAGAUGGCCAAGGAGUUCCUCAUGCAGUUCUCCGGAAUGCCCUUAACCGUCGGGCAAACGUUGGUCUUCCAGUUUAAAGACAAGAAGUUCCUGGGCCUCGCAGUGAAAACUCUGGAGGCAGUGGAUCCCCGAACUGUGGGAGAUGCUCUCCCGAAGACGCGGAACGUGCGUUUCGGUCGCAUCCUUGGCAACACGGUGGUGCAGUUCGAAAAGGCCGAGAACUCCGUGCUGAAUCUGCAGGGUCGCUCGAAGGGCAAGAUUGUGCGCCAGUCGAUCAUUAAUCCGGACUGGGACUUUGGUAAGAUGGGCAUCGGUGGCCUGGACAAGGAGUUCAACGCCAUUUUCCGACGCGCAUUCGCUUCGCGCGUUUUUCCACCGGAAUUGGUCGAGCAGCUGGGCAUCAAGCACGUUAAGGGUAUCCUUUUGUACGGACCACCGGGUACGGGCAAAACCCUGAUGGCCCGCCAAAUAGGAACCAUGCUGAAUGCCCGCGAGCCCAAGAUUGUGAAUGGCCCACAGAUCCUGGACAAAUAUGUGGGCGAAUCGGAGGCCAACAUCCGGCGAUUGUUCGCCGAAGCCGAGGAGGAGGAGAAGCGCUUGGGACCAAACAGUGGGCUGCACAUCAUCAUCUUCGACGAGAUCGAUGCCAUUUGCAAGGCUCGUGGCUCGGUGGCCGGCAACAGUGGUGUCCACGACACGGUCGUCAAUCAACUGCUGGCCAAGAUCGACGGCGUGGAGCAGUUGAACAACAUCCUGGUGAUAGGGAUGACCAACAGGCGGGACAUGAUCGACGAGGCCCUGCUGCGCCCUGGCCGCCUGGAGGUGCAAAUGGAGAUCAGCUUGCCCAACGAGCAGGGACGCGUCCAGAUCCUCAACAUCCACACCAAGCGGAUGCGGGACUUCAACAAGAUAGCCAGCGAUGUGGACAACAAUGAGAUAGCGUCCCGGACAAAGAACUUCAGUGGAGCGGAGUUGGAGGGACUGGUUAGAGCAGCUCAAUCCACCGCUAUGAACCGACUAAUCAAGGCCGAUUCCAAGGUUCACGUAGAUCCUGAGGCUAUGGAGAAAUUGCGAGUAACGCGCGCCGAUUUCCUCCACGCCUUGGACAACGACAUAAAGCCCGCCUUUGGAGCCGCCCAGGAAAUGCUGGAGAACCUUCUGGCGCGUGGAAUCAUCAACUGGGGUCCACCGGUAAGUAGGAUCCUGGAGGAUGGCAUGCUGUCCGUGCAGCAGGCGAAGGCCACCGAGAGCUCCGGCCUGGUGUCUGUUCUCAUCGAGGGGGCGCCCAACUCCGGCAAAUCAGCACUGGCCGCCAAUCUGGCCAAGAUGAGCGACUUCCCGUUUGUCAAGGUUUGUUCCCCGGAGGAUAUGGUGGGUUUCACCGAGUCCGCCAAGUGCCUGCACAUCCGCAAGAUCUUCGACGACGCCUACCGCUCCACGCUGAGCUGCAUUGUGGUGGACAAUGUGGAGAGGUUGCUGGACUACGGUCCGAUUGGACCCAGGUACUCGAAUCUCACGCUGCAGGCGCUGCUGGUGCUGCUGAAAAAGCAACCGCCGAAGGGUCGCAAGCUGCUGAUCCUGUGCACCACCAGCCGGCGAGAUGUUCUCGAGGAGAUGGAAAUGCUGCCGGCAUUUACGACAGUACUGCAUGUGUCCAAUCUGUCAACGCCCGAGCAUGUGCUCGCCGUGCUGGAUGACUCGGAUUUUUUCAGUCCCGAGGAACUGCAGAACAUUGCAAGGAAAAUGGCCGGCAAGCGGGUGUGCAUCGGCAUCAAGAAGCUGCUAGCCCUCAUCGACAUGAUCCGGCAGUCGGAGCCCCACCAGCGGGUCAUCAAGUUCCUCAGCAAAAUGGAGGAGGAGGGCGGCCUGGACCUGGUGGCCAGAUCGCACUAGCUACCGCCCAUUGUCGAGCUGCGGCUGUCCGUUGUGGAGCUAAACGACGCCUUCUAAUUACUUUACAUUCCAUUUCCAAACACCUAGGGUGGGUCGAUUUGAUAGAUAGGGAAUUUCUGGGGCACAUAAGAAGAAGAUUUUUUAAACUAAUUAGUUUCAAACUUAUUUAACUGAAUCACUGAUUCACUUAAAUAACGUAUGAAACUAGCCCGUUUAAUUUUUGUAAAAGUGGCUUAUUUCUGCAAAAUAAUAAUUUUAUUGAUUCAUUAAAACAACGCGAUAUUUUUAAAAUUUUCAGCCCUAAAAAUUCUUUGACGCUACAAAUCGACCCACCGUAGUGUAAAUUUAUGAAAAUCAAUUUUGAGAUGAAAUGAAGACUCCAUUUUACCGCUUUAUUAAGACGGAGUAACAUUCAUUUCAGUUUUAUUAAACUAUAAUAAAGCGCACAACUAACCCCUAACUGAA
Drosophila gunungcola (fruit fly) is the source of this 2810-nucleotide messenger RNA. RefSeq names its product vesicle-fusing ATPase 2 (gene Nsf2). Gene Ontology annotation, molecular function: ATP binding; ATP hydrolysis activity. The record is from RefSeq and is a predicted model, not a curated record. The transcript has 4 exons. NCBI's taxonomy places the organism in Eukaryota, Metazoa, Arthropoda, Insecta, Diptera, Drosophilidae. Gene Ontology annotation, biological process: Golgi to plasma membrane protein transport; intra-Golgi vesicle-mediated transport; SNARE complex disassembly. Gene Ontology annotation, cellular component: Golgi stack. The coding region runs from base 90 to 2345 and encodes 751 amino acids.